CGUAUAUAUCUCCACUUGAAGUUGCAGCCAUAAUGAUUGAAUCUAGUUCAACGCAUCUGUCCAAUUUUAUAUUCCCUCAUUAAACACAUAACAUAACCAACUAACCGAAAAACGGUGUCAAUGUCCAAGCGACCACAUCACAUUCACAUCUAAAACAAACAAGAAGAAGAAGAACCCAUCACUCACACUCUGUAUCCUCUAAUGGCCGCCAAUCUCACCAACCUCACCAUCCCUCCUCCUCCUUCUUCUUCUUUUUCUUCUUCCCUUCCCGCAAUUGAUCCCUCUCCACAAGUCAUCCACAGUAGGUCCCACUCCUUCGUCGGUCCCUCCCCUCGCCUCCCCCCUCCCUCCGACUCCCUCUUCUUCCUCGAUGAACUCGCUUCCAACUCCGACUCCGACUCCGACGACCAAUCCCAACAACCCUUCCAACACAAAUUUGGACCCUCCGAUUUCCAAAUUCUCAAAGUCAUAGGACAAGGUGCCUUUGGCAAAGUCUUCAUGGUCAGAAGAAAAGGCGAUUCGGAUUCUCCCGACGCUGAUGGAAUCUUCGCUAUGAAGGUUAUGAGAAAAGACAACAUCAUUAAGAAAAACCACGUUGAUUACAUGAAAGCCGAGAGAGAUAUUCUCACUAAAGUUCUUCAUCCUUUCAUCGUUCCUCUUCGCUACUCUUUCCAAACUAAAUCUAAAUUAUAUUUGAUUUUGGACUUCAUAAAUGGAGGACAUCUUUUCUUUCAAUUAUGUCGACAAGGCAUUUUUAGUGAGGAUGAGGCAAGGAUUUAUACUGCUGAGAUUGUAUCUGCUGUUUCACAUCUUCAUAGCAAAGGCAUCGUGCAUCGGGAUCUUAAACCUGAAAACAUACUCAUGGAUUCUCAUGGCCAUGUGAUGUUAACUGAUUUUGGAAUGUCGAAAGAGAUAGAGGAAUCUGAGAGAUCUAACUCUUUGUGUGGGACUACAGAGUAUAUGGCUCCGGAAAUUCUUUUGGGUAAAGGUCAUAACAAGGAUGCAGAUUGGUGGAGUGUUGGUGUUCUCUUGUAUGAAAUGAUAACCGGGAAGGCACCAUUUAUACAUAAUAACAGAAAGAAGCUACAGGAGAAAAUUAUCAAAGAGAAAAUUAAACUUCCCCCGUACCUUACUGGUGAAGCUCAUUCUUUGCUCAAAGGAUUGCUGCAAAAGGAUCCGUCUACAAGGCUAGGCAGCGGGCCAAAUGGAGAUGAACAGAUCAAAAAUCAUAAGUGGUUCAGGACAAUCAAUUGGAACAAAUUGGAGGCAAGAGAAUUGCAACCGAAGUUUAAACCAUCUGAUGUGUCUGGAAAAGAUUGCACCGCUAAUUUUGAUCGAUGUUGGACGACAAUGCCGCUUGAGGACUCUCCAGCAUCAACUCCUACAGCAGGUGACCAUUUUCAGGGCUAUACUUAUGUUGCACCAAAUCCUUGGCUUUCUUCUAGAUAAAACUGAAACCAUUCAAGUCCAAAUGAAAAUGUUUAUAUGGGUUGAUAGAAAAGAAUAACCGAAGAAGGCAAGCCGUACUGACUUUAAAUUCUUUUUCUUGGUAAGUAACACAACACAAAUCUGUUCUCACUAAGAUGUUACCCUCUCUAUUGUAAAAGUUGUUUUUAUUCUAAAUGAGCAUUGUAAUGGUUUUUCUCACGGAUGAAUAUAGAGAGAAAUAGAGUUUUCAGUGGCUCUGAUGUAGCUUUAAUAUUUAUGAAAGUUAGUUUAGUUCUUGUUUUGAACUAAUAUUAAUCUUUGUUCAUAUCAACAUUUGACUAGCUAUUUCUCGGUAGGGCUUGUAUAUCGAUUUCUUGUUAGUCAAAAGCAUUCAAAUUGCUGCCAGUGUCCUGUUUUGUGACAGCUAAAGCUUACUUCUUGUGUAUUUUAGCUAUGAGCUAUUGAAGAUAUUAUUCCUUCUUGUGGUUUAAAAUCUAUAAUGGCACUAAUGUCUUCGGUUUUGUUUA
This is a messenger RNA of Vicia villosa (hairy vetch), 1955 nucleotides long. Its product is annotated as serine/threonine-protein kinase AtPK2/AtPK19-like. Bases 202 to 1449 code for a protein of 415 amino acids. Gene Ontology annotation, biological process: protein phosphorylation. Gene Ontology annotation, molecular function: ATP binding; protein serine/threonine kinase activity. The record is from RefSeq and is a predicted model, not a curated record. Lineage: Eukaryota; Viridiplantae; Streptophyta; Magnoliopsida; Fabales; Fabaceae. The transcript is spliced from 6 exons.